AUGGCGUGGGGGGGGGGAAGGACGGGGACGUGGGCCUCGCCUUGGAAUCCCCGCCGCGCCGCCUCCCUCCCGCUUCCCAAGUAAACAACCUCCGAGGAAGGCCCCUCCCGGCCCGGCUCAGCCAAAACAAAACAGCCUCGGAGGAGCUGCCUGGGGCCGCCCAAGGAAAAGACUCCCCCCCGGCCCUCUCUCCGCUGUGCCUGGCAGCGCUGCCUUUCCAACUCGGGAGGAGGGAUCCGGCGAGUGGGCUGGCUCCCCUCCGGCUCAGUCCAUCCCAGGGGGUGAGAGGGUUAAGGUGCAACCCAAAGGGGGCCCUUCCUCACCUGGCGGAGCAGGCCGCCUCUCCCUGGAUUCCCUCUCCUUUGAUUCGCGGGCGCCGGGGGAGCAGAACCAGCCCCUUCUUUGCCAAUCAACCCCACAAAAGGGGCCUGAAGCUGUUCCUGUUUCGGGUUGGAGAGUGUUGAGUGGAACCAGUGCCGGAUUUACCUAUAAAUUUUGGGGCCCCCAAAAAAUUUAAAAGGAAAAAACACCAAAAUAUAAGAUGAAAACAAAUAAAACCCACAUACAGCAACAGUGUUUUGUGUUGUGUAGGGACCUGUUAGGUCCAUAAAUUACCAUAUAGCAUAUAUUCAACACAAAAAACAGGAACAAUUUGUUGCUGACAGCUGGACAUAUAAAGGGCCCCAUUACCUUCAGUAGCUUAAGGCCUCAGCAAACCUAAAUCCGGCCCUGAGUGGAACCAGCAGCCUCCAAGAGUCAUCCUGCCAGCCGAACGGCCACAUGCCCCUUGAAAGUCUCCAUCUCCAGUGUACAUCCUGCCUUUUUUCUUUUCAGGCGGGGGGGAAAAGCACAUUGGGGAUCCAAGGCUAGAGAUGCCAGUCAGAUGCCCAGAGAACAGCACAAGCAGGGGGUUCCUGCAGCACUAGGAGUAAAUGGAGCAGGUGAGUCUCUCGGUGUGUGUGUGUGUGUGCCUGCCAUGUGCAUAGGUGUUGCUUCAAGAGGGAUUUAUUUUGCCAUUUGUUUUUGUCUGUCUGAAUUGUAGUAGCUUACACCAAGUAAGAUGGGUGUGCCCUUCCUGUAGCUGUAGGCACUGCAUCUACAUGAGUCAAAGUACAGGGUAAAUAAGGAGAAAUAGUUAAAAUGGGUGUGGUUGUUUUUAUUUGCAAAAGUGGCAAGAAUAUAUGUACAUGCUCUGAAUGAAGAAAAAUCAUUUGACAUGCUGUUACAGUAUCCCAAGGAUCCUUUAAUCCAAGUGUGGGUUGAAACUUUGUAGUAGUCCAUGGGUGAAUCACUGAUUUCUGGUUGGCCUGCUGGUUGGUAGAAUUCUUGCCAAGAAUGUGGGAGUAGGCUAACUCUGGUCUUAUCCAACAAUACAUGUCUUAUCUACUAAGGCAAGAAUGGAUACGUUGGAUCGCUAGUUGAAAAAAAUAGAGAAGUCACACGUGACUGUAGUCCGCCCAUGUUCUAGUCAUGACAGACAGUUAAAAUUUCUAAAUAUCCUAAAUGAUUGUGCUGUAGAACAUUUGGUCAUGGAACUUAUCUGAGACGCGACCCUGAACUUACUUGUAAGUGGUGCCAGUACUUUGUGCAAUAUUUAAGUGUUGUUCAACUAGUUGGAAACAGUAACCAAAGAGUUAUCAAAUUCAACAUAUAUGUAAGCAGAGUAGAGAAUGGCUAAGGAUGUCCACAGUCACAUAUGACUUCAAUAAAUGAAAUCUCAAAAAUGAAAUGAUUGGUUGAAAGUCAAGUUGAAAGGGAAAGACUAGAGGGUCAAAUCUCUCCAAAACAUAUUGGUGUUAUUCAGAAUCACAAGAAUAGAAGCAUAGCUCGAAUGUAUACUGCAAGUCAGGGAAGAUGCUAGUGUAAUAGAAGCAAGGAAGCUGUUACAGGCAAUAAGGCUUCUUCCUUCCUUUCACAAAAUGGGAGGUCUUGCUCAAUUAAGGAGAACAAAAUGAAUACAUGCUUGCAAAACAAAUUCAAAAAAGAAAGUAAGUUUUGAGGUGCAUAUAGCUAAAAAUAUUAAGAUCAACAAUAAAAAAUAUUAAAAGUGUGUGUGACAGAUGUGAAAAGGGAAAAUUACGGGCCAAUGAUUCUGUCUGUCACAUCCCAUAAUAGGAUACUGUAGAGCUGGAAAGUGUGGAAAAGGUAAACCAAAAACAUUGAGUAACUUUUUUAGUUUUAAAAAAAAGGUGAGUAAAGGGGGAGCAUGUCAGAGGGAGAUAAAAUUAUACAUGAUGUGAAGCAAGUGGAUAGCGAGAACUUUCCUCUUGCUCUGUCAUAGUGCUGGAGUCUGAGGCCAUUCAGUGAGGUGGGAGAUUCAGGACUGAUAAAGGGAAGUACUUCACACACCUGCAAAAUUGAAAUUUGUUACCAUAGGAUGUAAUGGAAGCCAUAAACUUAGAGAGCUUUAAAAAAGGAUUUGACAAAUUCAUGGGGAUAAGGCUACUAUUCACAAUGUCUAUAUACUACCACCUGGAUCAGAGGCAGCAGGCCACAGAAUACCAGUUGUAGGGGGAACAGCAGCAGCAGAACAUCCCUGAGUAAUUGCCCCCUUUGCCUACUUUUUCUGACCCUCUCUAGCAAGUUGCUGUGUGGCAGGAACCUUAAUGAUUAAAUAACUGAAAAUGCUGAGUUGCAAUGAUGAUGAGACUAAAAGACAGUGAAGAUGAAAAGGUCACUGAAUGCAAACCUCAAAAACUUAGUUCCUUUUCUUGAUCCCUUGAGACAGAAGGAGAGUCAACCUGAGAGAGAAUCUCUCUUGAUUACACUCCCUCAUGUACACACACACCUCCAAGAAGGGUAGAUUCUCCCACUGAUAAUUGCCUUUCACUCCACCUAGAUGUCACUAAAAUCCUCCUCAUUAUAUCACUGGACCCCUUCCUUGUACGUACCAGACUAGAGAUCUCCAGACCUUACUUUAGGGUAGUUUGAGCAUCAGUCUGUGUCUUUCAGUCACCCCUCCAACAACUGUCCAUGCAACUCCAUGUCACUCUCAAGGUACACCUUUAACGCAGUGCUGGGUGCCAGAUCAAGAAGCCUGAUAAGGGUUCUGUCACCCAGUAGCAUGAAGUUUGGUUCCCCAAAGAGCUGAAGUCACUAGGGCAUAGAAUUCCUGGCCCUAGUUAUGGUCUUGGUCCUGGUCUUUACCUCAGCUGAGCCUCAGUAGAUCACCUUUGGCAAAUUCUCUCUAUCUUCCCGGGGUCUCAUAGCUCCACCACUUAAUUUUACACCUUGUAGCAUAGGAACUCUUGCUUUUCUCUAGACUAGAAAUUUGAAUGUGUUAGAAUAUUGGCUAUAAAAUGCACCUUUGAGUUUGCAUAUAUGUUGUGCUUUACUAUGAAUCUGUUUUGAAAAUAUGCAUGUGAAUGCAUGCAUACACAGGUUCUCAGAUACACAAGAGCAUGUGAUUGUGACCCCAUGGGUACAGAAUACUAGACUAGUUUUUUUAUUUCUCUUUUUUCAUUAUAUUGCAUUUUUUACUUCUGGUAUAGAAAGAAAGCUAGAACAGUAGGCUAAAAUGAAAGUGAAGCUGAAGUUCUUCUAAACCCCAACUAGAUAGGUUUCCUUUAGUUGAAACGUUGUACUUUCCUUUGUGUGGGGGAAGAGAUUGAUAUACUUGCAACGGUAUGUAUCAAGUCCCUGCUCUGCCUGUUCAUGAAAUUAAAUGUAUUAUAAUAAUAAUAAUAAUAAUAAUAAUAAUAACAAUAACAGCAACAACAACAACUUUGUUGCAGACAACAGUUUGUAAAUAUGAUGUAAAGCAAAGUCUCAAAACCCAGAAUAGGUUUGGACAGGAUGUUUCAUGAUCAGGCAGUGUUUCCUGCAAUGCUCUCACCACCAAUAAUUAUUUCCUACUUCUUAAUUUGUGCUGUUUUGUCUCCUGCUGCUUUCCUCUCUCCACUCUUUUCCUUCCUUGCCCUCUGUUAUUUGGUCCCCACCAGAAGCUUCCAGUUCCUUUUAAGGGUAAAACUAAAAUGAAAUGAGUCUCCCAACCCAACUGAUGCCUUCUAGUUAUGUCUUAAAUGCUACUUUUUUUUAUACCCUGUCUUUUCCCCCCUCAGAGCCUGUGUGACGUUGGAUGAGGCCCAGCUCAGUGACAACAUGGCUCACUUUGAUACAGAGUAUCAGCGGCUGGAGGCCUCCUACAAUGAUUCUCCCCCAGGAGAAGAGGACCUGAUGGUUCAUGUUGCCGAGGGCAGCAAAUGUGAGUACAGCUGUGAGCGGCCAGCCUUGGGGCCAGGCACCCCACAAAUCAGUGCUGAUGGUGCCUGGGACUGGUGAAAGACUAAUCUGAACAGGAAGUGGAAUUGUGGGAUUCUGGCUCUGUUUCUGGGGAAACUGCAUUUGCUGUGCAGCAUGUUUUCAAGCAUGCCUGUUCCUGGGAAGCAGCAGGAGGAGGAGAAGGCAGUUGCAUUAUUGUAUUGCUUGUGGAUUUCCCAGAGGCAUGUGACUGGCCACUGUGGGACUAGACGGGCCUUUGGUCUUAUGUUCUUACUAAGUUCCCACGAAAUUGAGCAAGGCUUUCUCUCUAGAAAGUGUGUUUAGGGUUCAGCUUUAAACUUUUGUUCUUAAAAUAUUGGGCUUGGAUGGUGCAGUGGGAUGCUGUGUCACAGCUCCUUCUCCCUCUGGCUUCUUUCUGGUGUGUUGAAUUUUAGGGUUCUUUUUUCACUUUGUCUGUCUUGCAGCUCCCUGGCACCACAUUGAGAAUCUGGACCUCUUUUUCUCUCGUAUAUCCUUACCUGAAGGGCAGGGAUAGUUGUAUCCCAGCUGUCGGGAUUGGGGGUGGGGGCUCGGUUGCAGCAGAGCUGGGAACCCUUUACAAGGUUCCUUGUGGCCCAUUAAACACUCCAAGAGGCAAAGGACCUUUCAGUAUCAGUUCAGGAACAAAGGAUAGCAUAAUAAAGAACCAGCCUCUGGAACCCAUACAGGUUUACAGGCCAGACAGCAACAAAAACAAUACAAGGAGAUUUGCAAUCACCCCCUCAAAUUCUUUACGGCAGAAAGUUUCUGACUCUUUCCUCCUGAUGGUGGCUAAUCGUGACUUAAUAGCAUGGCAGGUUGAACUGGAAAAGGAGAUGCUUCCUGCUAAUGGAAGACUAGUCUCUGGUGAAACUAAGGGUACUGCAACCAAUAUUCUGAGCAAUUCUCUUUGACUGUACCCCUCACGUCUAUAACCUGCACCAGAAGAAUGGCUUCACCUGUAUGCUCAUCAGUGAGAUCUUUGAAUUAAUGUGAGUAUGAACUCCAUGUCUCUUCCCGUAAAACAGGAUUGGAAGUGGACAUUCAUUGUAUUUCCAUGGGCACCUUGUCAGAGAUGAAAAAAAGAGUUCUGGUUUCCUGCUGGAGCUAGUGAUCCUUCCCUGGCCCCAAUUCCCUGUCAUUCAGGUUGAUAGGAAAACAAAUCCUACUCCUGAUUCUCUUUAUGCAAGAUGUCUCUGGUAUGAAGGAUAUAGACAGCUGGCGCCUUUUGCUGGCCCAGAUAAUUUGAAGAUGGGAGCGGGGAAGGGAAGGCUGAGUGCCUCCUAGUGUGACACAUCUCCUCUUCUCACAGGCAGUUCAUCUUUGUUGUGGCCUUCACCACAUUCCUUGUCAGCUGUGUUGACUACGAUAUCCUGUUUGCUAACAAGCUGGUGAAUCACAGCCAGCAUUCCAGUGACCCUGUCAAGGUGACCCUGCCAGAUGCCUUCCUGCCUCCCAAUGAGUGCAGUGCCAGGUAAAGUUAGCAAGGGCUAUCCUUUCCUAAAAUUGACCACAUCCUAGCCCAUCUUGGUCGGGUCUAAAAUCCAAGAGGCCUCCUGGAUGCCUACUUUGCAUUUUAAGUCACACUCAAUCGUAGCUGUAGGCUCGGAAAUGUAGUUCUUGCAAGGUGAGCGUUGCUGUCAAAACUGCUUUCAGAUGUUUACUUCUAUAUCUGCCAAAUCUGGGGUCUCCAGCGUUAACCUAAUGUCAUUGAUAAGGUCGGGCCCCUGAUGAGCCAGCUGGACUUUUAAUAUACUAGACAAUCUUUGGCCCCUUGUGGAUUAACUGUGAGAGAAAGCUUUGAGUUCACAUUUGUAGCUGUACCCAUCUUCUCUCAGAUUUUCCAGCCCAGUUGCCCAUUAGUACAGUUUAAUGCAUCUCAGCACUGCAUAGCCUUGCACCCACCUGAAGUGCCUGAAUUCUAGCAAUCUGAGAAGGAGGGGUUGGCACAUGCUUUGGAAAGAACUGUAACGACCAGAAGGGAGGUGGCUGCUUCUUCCUUUCGGUGAAUCCAUCUUUCUCAUAGGAUCCAGGCCAAUGGCUUUCUCAUCUCUAUCCUGGUGAUUGCGGGGGUCUUCUGGAUCCAUCGGCUGAUUAAAUUCAUCUACAACAUUUGCUGCUAUUGGGAAAUCCACUCUUUUUACAUCAAUGCUCUCAAGAUUCCCAUGGUAAGCUGCUGUGCUCUGGGAACUGUUAGACAUGCAUGCACAAAUCUACACACUGUGCUAUUGAUAGGGAAUGUUGACACCUUAGCAAUAUAGUUCUGAUUACCUGAUUACAAGCAAAUCAGUACUGCCAUAUCCUGCCCCCACUUUUUGUUUGCAACCUUCCCAGGAGCAUUUGACUGACUGUUACUGGAGACAGAAUGCUGGAGCAACAUGACUUUUGGUUUGACCCAGAAUAACAUUUGGGUUGAUCCUGCAAUUCAGUUCUUAGUGUCUCAUGUUCUUUUCGAAGCAGUGAGAAGCCUGCAGAUAAUACCUAUUGCUUCUUCUCCUUUAAGGGAAAAAUCUUUCACUCCUGAAUCUUCCUCUGUCCCUUAUUGACCUUCCUCCAGAGUUGUACACUGCUGCUGAUCUUUCUGGUCUGCUGCUAAUCCCAUGGUUGCUCAAUCUGACUUGCUUGGUUGAGUGGCAGGGCUAGUAUGUUCUGCAGCUGUCAUUGUCUGGUUUGCCAGUGUUUGUUAUUUGGUCCUUGCCCAAGAGUGUUAGAAGUUGAGUCUCUGCAUAACCAAUUCCCUUCCCCUUUUUCAGGAGUGGGGAAAGUUUUUGUUUGUUAAAUUUGUUAGUCACUUUAUCUUUCCCAAGACAACUCAAAGCAACAAACAAACAACCAAAUGGACAAAAAGCCCCAUCCCUAGAUACAUCAAAACCAUUGUGGGGUGGGGGGAGAAAUACAUUAAAAACCUACCCACUUCUAAAAGGCCACAGAUAGUCAAAGGCCUGGAUAUGAAGGAAAGUUUUUGCCUGGCACAUAAAGAUAUAUAAUGAUGGCGCCAGGUGAACCACUCUGUGGAGAGCAUUCCACAAAUGGGGAGCCACCAAAGAAAAGGCUCAUCUUCAUGUUGCUACCCUCUGGACCGCUUGUGGAGGGGGGACAUGAAGAAGCACUUUAGAUGAUGACUGCAGGGUCCAGGUUAGUUCAUAUGGGAAGAGAUGGUCCUUGAGGUGUUGCGGUUCUGAGAUGUUUGAGGCUUUAUAUGUCAAAAUUGGGCCCAGAAACUAAUUGGCAACCAGUACAGUCAGGCCAAGGUUGGUGUUACAUGCUCAAACUGUCCUGCCUUGUUGAGCAACCUGGCCACUGAAUCCCGCAACAGCUGAAGUUUCUGAAAUGUCUCAGAGACAGUCCCAUGUGCAUUGCAGUAAUCUAACCUAGAGGUUGCCAGAGCAUAGACAAGAGAAGUUAGGCUAUCCCUGUCCAGUUGGGGUCACAGCUGGGCCACCAGCCAAAGCUGAUGGAAAGCACUCCAUGCCACUGAGGCCACCUGAGCCUCAAGUGACACCAAUGGAUCCUGAAUUAUCCCCAAGUUGUGUACCUGCUCCUUCAGAAGGGAGUGUAUCCCCAUCAAGAGGAUUAGCCUUGUCACAGCACUAACCUCACCAUCCCUCUCUUUGCCUGCAGUCCAAUUUGCCCUACUACACAUGGCAGGAGGUGCAGGCACGGAUUGUCCAAAUCCAGAAGGAACACCAGAUCUGCAUCCAUAAGAAGGAGCUGACAGAACUGGACAUCUACCACCGCAUCCUGCGUUUCAAGAACUACAUGGUGGCCAUGGUGAACAAGUCGCUAUUGCCUAUGCGCUUCCACCUUCCCCUACUGGGCGAUACAAUCUUCUAUACGCGUGGCCUCAAGUACAACUUUGAGCUCAUCUUCUUCUGGGGCCCUGGCUCACUCUUUGAGAAUGAGUGGAGUCUCAAGGCCGAGUACAAGCGAGGCAGCAACCGCCUGGAGCUGGCUGAAAAGCUGGGCACCCGCAUCCUCUGGAUUGGCAUUGCUAAUUUUCUGCUCUGUCCGCUCAUCCUCAUCUGGCAGAUCCUCUACGCCUUCUUCAGCUACACAGAGAUUCUGAAGCGAGAGCCAGGAAGCUUGGGGGCUCGUUGCUGGUCCCUCUACGGCCGCUGCUACCUGCGGCACUUCAAUGAGCUGGACCACGAGCUGCACUCACGCCUCAGCAAGGGCUACAAGCCAGCCUCCAAGUACAUGAACUGCUUCAUUUCACCUCUGUUCACUGUCGUGGCUAAGAAUGUGGCCUUCUUUGCUGGCUCCAUCCUCGCUGUCCUCAUUGCCCUCACAAUUUAUGAUGAAGACGUGCUUGCUGUGGAGCAUGUCCUCACCACAGUCACCAUCCUGGGUGUGGCUGUCACUGUCUGCAGGUGAGUUGAGAUUGGCUGCGAACAGAAGGGUUUUUGUUUUUGUUCUCUGAGUCUUGGCAUCAACGGGGUGGUUGCCAUUAUUAUGAGGAGCACCCAAUCAGAGAAUUGACAGGUGGAAAUUAAAAGCAUUCUGCUGACCAAAAAUUGCAUUAAGCUACAAAAGUUUUUCUGCUGGGUCUCCCACUGAGGAAGUUACUGGGAGAUGAAUUGCCUGUGCUGCCUUUUCCUUCUGUGGCAAUGAUAGCUAGGACACUUGAGGAAAUUGAUUAAGCUUAACAACCCACGUCUUUCAGCUCUGCAAAACUGGUUGCUUCCCUGGUUUAGUGAUCUCAGUGACGGUGGUGCCUUGGAGUUGUUUAAACUGUGAAAUCUGCAAUGAGAGGGCCCCUGGGAUGGUUCAAGGCAAAGCCUGGUUUUUCUAGAAUAGUGCAACCUUAGACUUACCUUUCAGUUUUUGCCUGGAUCAAGCAAGGACAGAGCUUCUAUCUGUCCAUGAAGAAUGUGACAGGCACUGCUUGAAGGUAAUACUCUGGGGUGAGUCACAAACUAGGGUAAGCGGACAGAAAAGGAGAAAAAGGAGUUGGAAACAUCAGCUCAGCUUGAUAUCUGAGAGAUGAAACAACGGUGGGGGUGGUAUAGCAGGUAUAGCUGCUGGUUAAACAGAGUUAGCUGUGCUGUAUAUUGAUGUGCAGUAAAAAUCAACCUGAUACUUCCUAUGUUGUAAUUGAUAGUUGAUCAGCUUCUGACAUUCUAGAUUGAUGUAACCUGCCACUGACUUAAUGUUGAAUCGGAGUCUUAAGAAAUCCAGAAUCUAGGGAUUUGGCUGAUCACUGAGUCUGUGAGGAAUUGUUGCAAGGUUGCUUUAGAGGCAAACAGGCAUCACACAUUUUAUUACCCUUUUAUCAAAGGUAGUCUGAACAGGUCUGUACUUCAAAUAAGGAUAUAAAUAAGUACAUAAAUGUGUGAAAUUAUCAUCUUCCUCCCCAGUGAACCAGUUUGUUAAAGCUGAACCUGCUAUAUCUGACCCAUAAAUAGUUUAUCUCACUACACUCCUCUGUUUUCAUCUUUCCAUGAAGAGGGAACAUGGGGCUGGGGACCCCUAGAACAUAAGGUGCCUGUCUGCUUGCUUUUAUGAAGGAAUGUAGCUCUCCUUGACACCUGUCCCAUCUGUCUUGCAGAUCCUUCAUCCCGGACCAGCACCUGGUCUUCUGCCCAGAGCAGUUGCUUCGGGUGAUUCUGGCGCACAUCCACUACAUGCCUGACCACUGGCAGGGCAACGCCCACCGCUAUGAAACCCGAGAUGAGUUCUCCCAGCUCUUCCAGUACAAGGCGGUGAGGUGGGGCAGGGCAGGGUGGGAGGAAAUCAUAUAAGAACUGCCCUUUGCAUAAACCCUGACUAGAUCCAAGCAUGUAUUGUCCGUAGAGUUCCCCCCAAAAUGGGGGAGGUUCUCUGACCCCAGGGCAUGUGGGAGGAAAGAAUCACUGGUAUUUCCCCCAGUUAUUCUCCCCAGUGCCUGCAGUCAUGUCUUGAGGCUGUGCUGUGGUUUCACAAGUGAUAGACACCCGUGCAGUUGUUGAACUUAAUGCCUUUGUCUCCUUUACAUAAGGUGUUCAUCCUGGAAGAGCUGCUCAGCCCCAUUGUGACUCCCUUGAUCCUCAUCUUCUGUCUGAGGCCCAAAGCUCUAGAGAUAAUUGAUUUCUUCCGCAACUUCACUGUGGAGGUGGUGGGCGUGGGAGAUACCUGCUCCUUUGCCCAGAUGGAUGUGCGGUGGCAUGGACACCCUGCGGUAAGUCCCAGUGAGGGGCAGCAUCAUGGACCUGACAUGCCUUGGCUUGUCCUGGGUCACAAACACCCUGCAGUGCCCCUGUCCUGCCCCAGUAGGCAGCUGUGACGCUGCUCGCAGGUCAGGUCUGCAGUGCCCUUGUGUCUGCUGGCUGCUCCUAGUCCCAUUGAGGCAGCUGCAUGGUGUGCACAAAACACCCUGUCCCUCUCUUGUUUUGCAGUGGAUGUCAGCGGGGAAGACGGAGGCUUCCGUUUACCAACAAGCCGAGGAUGGCAAGACGGAGCUGUCCCUCAUGCACUUUGCUAUCACCAACCCACACUGGCAACCUCCUCGGGAGAGCACGGCUUUCAUCGGCUUGCUUAAGGAACGUGUGCACCGCGACAGCAGCCUGGCUCUGGCCCAGCAGGCUGUCCUGCCUGACAACGCCCUCUUCACCUCCAUUCAGUCCUUGCAGUCAGAAUCAGAGGUACUGGGAACUAGUGUGUGGUAGAACAGGACAUAAUCCUGGUUUAUCAUAGGGAGAGAUUUGGAGUGAACUGUUUCUUUUUGGUGGGAUGGGGAUAAUGUUUCUAUGUGGGCUUCUGGGCUCCGUGGAGUCAUUUGAGUGCCAUGGUAGUAUGGCUGCCACUGUCUCAUUGUGACCUAAUUAGACUACCUUCCUCUUGCAAGCAUGCUACUUCUGUCUCCUGUUAUCUCUUCAGCAAAAGUUAGUCAUACUCCCCUAAAAGUUGGAACCUUCAGAGUCUCCACGUUACCCAUCCUCUCUCCCCACUCCUUUAUUUCCCAAUUCCUUUUCCUAGGAUAUAUUAUUGCUUUUCUUUCUGUAUAUUUUUAUUGUGAAAGUCUUAAGCUUACGGAAGACUCAAAGGUUGCAAAAUGGAAUUGUGAUGAAUCAAUGAGAUUCCUGUUGAUAUGAAUUGAUAUUGGAAUCAAUAUUAUUCAAUAAGAUGCACAAAUAACACUCAAAUGUAAAUAAAGUCAGACAUAAAUAAGCACCAUCCCUCCCAUCCACCCCCAGAAGGUCCUUGGUGUCUUGUGGUUACAUUGUUUCAAUUUCACUUAUCCAACUGCAAUCAAAAACCUAAGGUCCUUUUGUGUUUAGGAUCUCUUAAUGUGAUUAACAAUCCCCUUCUCACUGAAUCACUUGUCUUUCCUAUAAGAAAGUCCCCCAACACCUGUAGCAUCUUCUCUUCCAAGUGUCACCAUUUAGAAAGCAUUUGAAUUGCUGGGGGCUGGAGAUGGGUGGGCUAAUUUUCCAAAAUGUGGAGAGAAUUCAGGAUCCACACUGCAAAGGCAGAGGUGAAGUUAUUUAUUUUUAUUACAGUAUAUAAUUUCUAGACCGCCCUUCACCCAAGAAUCACAGGGUGGUUUGCAAAGUUCAGUUGUGGUGGUGAAGUGUCAAAUGUAGAUAGAUGGGGCAGACCUUGGAUCUUCCUGCCUGGGUCACACCUCCCUCCUCUGUUCUCUCCCUGCAGCCACACAGCCUGAUUGCCAAUGUGAUUGCAGGCUCCUCAGUCCUGGGCUACCAGGCAGUCCGUGAUGGGCAGGCCUCGCGGCAUCUCUCGGCUGUGUCUGAGGUGGCAUCUGCCCUGCGUUCUUUCUCUCCUCUUCAGUCAACGCAGGCGGCCCACAGGAGUUCCCACACAGAAGGUUCUCAACAUCGGGGUCCUGGCACAAUGGCAGGCUCAGGGUAAGAAGCUGCAUGUUGUAAGGGGCUAGAGGAAAAAGCCAAGAAUUGAGCACCUCACCAGCACUUUACCCAGAGUGCUCUGAGGACUAUUUCAUGAGGCUUUUCCCAGCACAGCUAUACAUUACUGUGUGUUAGAGCAGGAGGCAGCCUCCUAGAUGUGCCUUUGAAGCAGCAGCAAGAGCUUUUUAUGCCUUUUAUUACCUCUCUCCUAUUGGACUCCCAGUUCCCAUCAGUGCCAACUAGCAUGGCCAGUGGCAAAGACUGGUCACAAGCUCCCCACCCAUGGCUUGGGGUUUCCUUGUGUUUGGAGCUGAGGUUAUGAGGGACAGCAGAAAGCUAUCCAGUUCUGCAAGGCUCCCCAAAAGAUUGCUGUGUGUUCUAAACAUUCACUUUUAGUUGGCAGGCUACAGCUGUGGUAUGGUUGAUGUCACCCUUUCUAGGCUCAGAGGGGGGAAAGCUGCUGCAAUCAUACUAUUGGGGUGUGGAGUGGCAAGAAGGUGCCUUCUGGACUCCAAAUCGCUCUUUCUAACACAUCUUGACUUGACUCUUCUCUCCCUUCUGGCUUGCAGGGUUGAUGCCAGGACAGCUAGUUCUGGCAGUAGUGCCUGGGAGGGCCAGCUUCAGAGCCUGAUCCUUUCAGAAUAUGCCUCUACUGAGAUGAGUCUGCAUGCACUCUACAUGCAUGAGGUGAGCUGAGCAUCAAGAAUCAUGCAGGCCUUUGCAAUGGGCCCUGAAGGUUCUGAGUAGACCUGCAUCUUGAGACAUGUGUACCUGAAUGAGUACAGCAAAGGAGGAUCGAAUAAGCCUCUGUACUGUGAUAUAGCUCCUAACUUAAGAGAAAGGCCCUUCAUUAUACAGAAAUCAGGCUGGUAGCAAAUGCCCCCUUCACUGGGCCAUGAUUUAUGACAAUUUGUGCAUAACUGAACAUGAGUGGAGAGUAUAUAGGCUUGCAGGAUGUGAGUGACACUUGCAUGGAUGCAGGUGACGACUUGCAUAGACCUGUGUAGAAGCAUGUGAAAUUUAGGCUGUAAAUGUGAUAUUUAUGUGGAGGCCUGUGAUACUUGGAUUGUAUCAGGUCCCAAACUGGGCUUACUUGGGACACAUGUCAAUGUUACCAUAGGGUUCUAGCUGGCUGCCCAUUAAUACCCCCUGCCAUUCUCAGUUACACAAGCAGCAUGCCCAGUUGGAGCCUGAGCGGCACUUGUGGCACCGGCGAGAGAGUGAUGAGAGUGGUGAAAGCGCCCAGGAGGAGCCCGAUGCUCAUCAGGGCACCCCAAGCAGUGCCAUGCCCCGUUCAGCCAGCUAUCCUUUCGCCUCACCUCGCCAGGCUGGUGAUGAGACAGCUGCUCUGCAAGCCGGCUUCCAGCGUCGAUAUGGAGGUGUCUCAGGUAUGUUUCAGGAACGCCAAACUCAAAGUGCUUCCAUAUUCCUUAGCCAGAAAAGGCUUUAUUUCCUGCCAAACCCUGCACAUACACAUGCUGGCAUUUCUUGUUAACUACAGGGCAACGAGAGAAAAGGAUUAGAUAUCAGUCUGACAUGCUGCUUGGCAGUUUUGGUGAACCUUUUGAUGACAUGGCCAGUGCAUCAUAUGUAAGAGGCAAGCUUUUACCUGUGCUGCCUACACUCUCAGAUUGCCUCAAGGCCAACCUCAGUGCCUUCACUCCUUGCUGAUCAGCAGGUUUGGAGCACUGGCUAGCAGUGCUACAAGAGUGGCAUUAUAAGUUUGGGAAGUUCAAAAAUCCAUUUUGCUUUCAUUGCUGCCGUUUCAGAAGGCACCAUUUUCUCUGUGAUUUGGGCUCUCAUUUUCUUUAGUUUCGAUUUCCAGAAGGCUCAAUUUUCUUUGGUUAUGAUUUUCCAGAAGGGUAACCAUGUCAGUCCAUGAAAGCAUGUGCUACCUUAAAGACUAAUUUAUGACAUAUUCAUACCUCAUCAGAUGGAGUAGACUAUGGUUCAUAAUAAAUUUAUCAGUCUUUAAUGUGCCACAAGACUCUUCGUUGUUCUGGUCACAAAGCUAUCAAUAUAUUUAUUUCUUUCAACAAGGGGCAUAGCCAAAGCUGGCAGGGUAGGGUGUUGCUUAAUGGACUUGUUUAGAGGAGCAGGUGGGAACAGAAAGACCAAGAGUACUUGCAAGAUAUUAUAUUUCCACUUACGCCACUGCUUCCCAGCUACUGUAUCUGUGUUGGGUGGCUGGUAAUGGGGAACAGAGCAGACUGGAAGCCCCAAACAGAUUUUGCAGCAAAAUUUAACUUUGGCUACCCCAUCCGGUGGUUAUCUUUUCCUCUUUGUUUUCCCACAGACCCUGGCCUGGUGCACAGAGCCCCAUCACACUUUGCUCGGCUGCCACUUGGGGGGUGGGCUGAAGAUGGCCAGACUGCUCGGCACCCAGAGCCUGUGCCAGAGGAGAGCUUGGAAGAUGAGUUGCCACCUCAGAUACACAAGGUACAGCCUGGUUGAUACUUGGGCAUUGGCAAUGGCUGUGUCAUGAAACCAGAGGAAUCUGCAGUCUCUUAAUGCAGCUAUAUGUAUUACUGCACUAUCAUCACCAGGAGCUACCUGGCCAAAGACUAGUUAGUACAAAAAUAAUUUGAUUUUGUGUUUGGGAAGGCUCUACUGAUACGAACUAGUCGGGCUUUCAGGAACUCAUACACAAAGCAGACCAAAUAAAUCAGGCAAGGCUAUCCUGUAAACUGCCCCGUGUUCCUUGGUUGAAGGGAGAAAUUUUAAUUUAUAAAUUAAAGAAAGAAAGCCAUGUUUGGGUAGACUCCCCCCCCCCCCAAAAAAGUGUCAUCUCAGGGUAAUAUUUAAUGCUGUAUUGUUUUUAACACUCGAUUGGAAGCUGCCCAGAGUGGCUGGGGAAACUCAGCCAGAUGGGCGGAGUAUAAAUAAUAAAUUAUUAUUAUUAUUAUUAAGAGGGAAGAGAGUAAUAUGAGAAGCUGAGUGAGUAAGCCAGGCUUCCUCAACCUUGGCCCUCCAGAUGUUUUUGGCCUACAACUCCCAUGAUCCCUAGCUAGCAGGACCAGUGAUCAGGGAUGAUGGGAAUUGUAGUCUCAAAACAUCUGGAGGGCCGAGGUUGAGGAAGCCUGGAGUAAGCUAUGGAGGGACAGAGAGCAAUGGCAGGCAUUCUGUGAAAGAUCUCUAGCUUCAGUGUGCUAGGCACACACAAAAGUAGGCUGGGGGCAUUUUCUGCCUUGGAAAGGGGAAUUUCAGUAUAUGCAGCAUUUCUUCCCCUCCAUCAGCUGUAGCUGUCAAAAUGUUCUCUUCCAUAUGGGUUUUAGAGGUGGAGGAUCCUUAUUCUCCUUUGCAUGUAGUCAGCUGAUAUUGCUAAAUGGCCUACAACUUGCUUAAAAAUAAAUACUGAAGGUUUCAGGAGGUGGGAUCUUUGUUUGGCACAAAAUCUGGAGUAUUCAGAGCUUUGCUUUGACCCAGUCUUUCUCCUCACUGUCCCCCUUCCCAAAUAACUUCCUUUGCCUUCCCAAUUCCUUCAGGUGUAG
Molecule: messenger RNA, 15574 nt
Organism: Podarcis lilfordi (Lilford's wall lizard)
Lineage: Eukaryota; Metazoa; Chordata; Lepidosauria; Squamata; Lacertidae
Source: the annotation of a GenBank genome assembly